CUCCGCUAGGCCUCAGUUAACCUUUGCAACUUGCUCUAGUGUCCAGUGUCCACCCUGGUUUUAUAUGCAAAGGAAGUCUCAAGCUUCUUUCAGCUUCCCAAAGGGGUCUUUUCAUCUAGUUGGUGCCAGUGAUAAAGCUAAUAGAGCCGAAAACAAUGGAGUAUUCCCGGGUUUUGUCUCUUGUUUUCUGCAUUUGUGUCUGCUGCUGCUUCUUUUCCACUGCCCAAGCUAGAUCCCAUAAGCAUAGUAAACAUAAGCAUGCUCAUGCAAGCCCAGUAUCCCAAAUUUCCUUGCCCCCUUGCCCUCCGCCUGAGCCUGCUAACCAAACUAAUGGUGGCCAUUCCUAUAAUUCUACUAAUGUUUUCGAUGUACGUUCUUUUGGUGCUGUUGGAAAUGGCAUAGCAGACGACACACAGGCAUUCAAGGCAGCUUGGGACACAGCUUGCCAAGUUGAGGAGUCAGCUAUUGUCUUUGUUCCCUAUGGUUACUCCUUUAUGAUUCAAUCUACAAUUUUCACAGGUCCUUGUCAAAGCCGCUUGGUUUUUCAGGUUGAUGGUACACUUACGCCACCAGAUGGACCCGACUCCUGGCCACAGAAUAACAGCAAGCGCCAGUGGCUGGUCUUUUACAGAAUCAAUGAAAUGUCAUUGCAAGGAGGUGGUCUUAUAGACGGGAGAGGAGAGAAUUGGUGGAACCUUCCCUGCAAACCCCAUAAGGGAAUAAAUGGAACGACACUGCCAGGACCAUGUGACAGUCCAAUUGCCAUAAGGUUCUUCAUGAGCUCCAACUUGACUGUCCAAGGGCUUAGAAUCAAGAACAGCCCUCAGUUUAACUUCAGGUUUGAUAACUGCAGGGAUGUUCAUAUCGAAUCCAUUUACAUAACAGCUCCAGCUCUAAGCCCCAAUACCGAUGGGAUUCACAUAGAGAACACCAACAAUGUCAAAAUAUAUAAUUCAGUAGUCUCCAAUGGUGACGACUGCGUUUCUAUUGGAUCAGGUUGCUAUGAUGUAGACAUAAAGAACAUCACAUGUGGACCGAGUCAUGGAAUUAGCAUUGGAAGUCUAGGCAAUCACAACUCUCGAGCCUGCGUUUCCAAUAUCACUGUUAGAGACUCCGUUCUGAAAUAUUCAGACAAUGGGGUUAGGAUCAAGACAUGGCAAGGCGGAUCAGGAGCUGUAUCGGGAGUGACAUUCAGUAAUCUUCACAUGAACAACGUUAGGAACCCAAUCAUCAUCGAUCAGUUCUACUGCCUCGCCAAACAGUGUAUGAACCAGACCUCGGCAGUGCUUGUAUCCAACAUAAUCUACAGCAACAUCAAAGGAACCUACGACAUUCGCAGUCCAGCAAUGCAUUUUGCUUGCAGUGACUCGGUCCCAUGCACCAACUUGACACUCUCGGAUGUGGAACUUCUUCCUGCUCAAGGAGAAUUGAUGUUGGAUCCAUUUUGUUGGAAUGCAUAUGGGGACUUGGAAACACUGACUAUCCCUCCAGUCUCCUGCUUGAUGGAGGGCACUCCUCGAUCCGCCCUCGAAAACUAUUUAGACCAUUGCUGAUUAGUUUACUACUAGGUUAACAGUUUGUAAACAGAUUAUCCAUAUAUGUACAUAUUUUUAACUA
Vitis vinifera (wine grape) is the source of this 1617-nucleotide messenger RNA. RefSeq names its product polygalacturonase At1g48100. Gene Ontology annotation, molecular function: polygalacturonase activity. Lineage: Eukaryota; Viridiplantae; Streptophyta; Magnoliopsida; Vitales; Vitaceae. Bases 156 to 1553 code for a protein of 465 amino acids. Gene Ontology annotation, biological process: carbohydrate metabolic process. The record is from RefSeq and is a predicted model, not a curated record. The transcript has 6 exons.